UGGUUAGAUUUGACGGUCAGUUUGCAAAGUACUUCUCGAAUCAGAAUAAGGUGUAUUUCACGGUGGUUUGAUAAGCGUCUCCUUCCUUUCCAUUGGAAAUCUCUGGUCGAAAGAAGAUUUGUCCCUAUGCUAACUUGAAUGUCCCUAGCCCACUCUUCCUUCUCUCUCUCUCUCUUUUCGCUUUCUCUCUCGCACACACACUCACUGAAAAACAAAAGAAUUCUUUAUUCAAACCGUUCAAACCUGGACCUGGACCAUGGAUGAAGAGGAAAGUAAAUUGGAUUUUGGCGGAGCCCCUGCCAGGAUAUGUCUUGUGGGGGCGACACUUGCUGAAGACCCUGCAGUCUUAAAUGCUGUCCAGACACUUGGCCUUCCCGUUAUUUCUGAGACGCCUCAGACAUUAAUAGAAGAUAACAUAUGCACCCUUCUCAUUGUAGAAGACAUGGAAAACCCUAUAUCACCAACCCACAACCCUCUUUUGCGUGUCAUUGGUAGGACAGCGUUAAUUGAAAUUGUAGAGAAAGGAGGAAGCCUUCCUACCAACAGCAGGCCACUCUUCAACCAUGCUAUGGCGGGCUUAGUGGUUUGCUUCACAGGAUUUCGUAAAAGAGAACAUUUGAUGAAACUGGUUCGUUUAGUGCAAUAUAUGGGAGGCAGUAUUAGAAAGGAGAUGUCUGCUUCAGUGACUCAUUUGAUUGCUCAAGGAGUUGGAGGAAAGAAAUAUCAGUAUGCAAUCACAUUUAGAGUUCCUGUAAUGUCAGAGUCAUGGGUAUUUCAAGCGUGGGAAAGACGUAGAGAAGUAGGGUUUGGAGCAGCUUCGGCAGACUUUACCAGUCAACAUAAACUUAAGCCUUUCCAGGGAGCCAAAAUAUGUUUUUUGGGUUUUCCAGAGGAUGAAAAGAAGCACAUGGAAGAAGUCCUUGUUGAAAAUGGGGGAGAGGUUGCAGAUGCUGCUGAAAGCAGUCAUAUUGUGGUGGAGAGCUACAAGGCUUACAACCUGCUCAAGGGAAAGCCAGCUCCUGUGCCCACAGCAGUUGAAAACAAACCCCAACAUUCCAAGUCGCCCGACCCGUCGCGCCCCAUCCCUCCUCAACGGAGGAGAUCCUCCUUUCUGCACCUCCUACUUUCCCCAAAUAAAUAUCCAGCCAUCCGUGAAGAAGAAGGUCCCAGUUCACCAAGAACACCAGAGCCUAAGAGUCCCUCUUCGUCAUCACUGUAUGAAACGCCUAGGAACAGUGUUCUGCCCCUCAAUGCUCCAUUCUUUCCGAGCAUAAGUGAAUUACCAACCUCCACACCUAUUGAUGUGGUUGACCAUCAAGAUAGCUCUCAUGAUGAUAUGGUCACUGCUGAGGAUUGGGAUAUGGAUGAUGGUCCUUGUGACCAUUCUAUCAAACUAAUUGGGUCAGAGACCAUACUGGAGCAACCAGCUCAAGCGGUGGAUGAUCCCAUGGCCUGUGAUCAAGAGGAAGCCGCUUCUGCUCCGGUGGUUGAUGAAAUUCAAGCUCCAGAAGUUCCACAAACCGCCAUUGGCCAUUCGCAUAUAGUGAAGCCAGAGUGGUUUUGGAUAUCAGUUCAAAAUGAAGGGGCUGCAGAUGAGACUGAGUACAAAUUUGAAAGCAUUGAAAGUGUUUUGAGUCCUGCAACAUCCAGGGACUCCCUAGGAACUCCAACGUCAUCUCGUGUGAGGAAACGAAAACGUAUUGCUGCAUCAAGGCUGGUUCCUAUAGAGUCCCCAAGCUUACAUAAGCGCCGUUCGUCUGUUAGUGAUGCGGGUCUUCUUAGUUUGAGUGGUUCGUUUUUGGAUUGUUCCGCUGUGUCAGAGAAAGGAGCAACUGAUGAAGUUGAGUCAGCUACAUUGAAAAGUUUGAGUCCAAGGCAACAAGUAUUCCAUGAACUUGUACAGACUGAAACAAAUUAUGUUGGUAUUUUACACACAAUAAUGACCCUAAUCAAGGCACCUUUAGAAGAAAUGACUGACGAAGAAGUCCCUUUAUUAGACAACACAGAGCUAAAAACCAUUUUUGGACAUCUUCCACCGAUCUACGAAUUGCAUUCUAAAAUGUUGCAAGAACUUAGUUGGGCCAAUUCUCACUGGGCUGAUACAACAAGCAUAGGAAACAUUAUCCUAAAGCAUUCUCGUGAUAUGGUCAAAGCUUAUCCUCCAUUUGUAAAUUUUUUUGAACAAACAAAAGAAAUGUUGCACAAAUGUGAUCAAUCAAAACCAAGGUUUCAUGCAUUUUUGAAAGUGUGUCAAAGUAAACCUGAAUGUGGACGUCAGACCUUAGGUGAACUCUUGAUUCGCCCUGUGCAAAGAUUACCAAGCAUUAGCCUCCUGUUGGGAGAUAUCCUCAAGCACACUAGCAAGAAUAAUCCUGAUCAUGCUGCUCUAGAGGAGGCACUUAAAGCCAUUCGUGAAGUCAUGACGCACAUCAAUGAAGACAAGCGGAGAAUGGAAGCUUGCAUGGAUAUGUUUUCAAUUUUUAAUGAUAUAGACAACUGUCCUCCACACCUUGUGUCAUCGCACAGAGCUUUUGUCGCACGAUGCAAUGUUGUGGAGUUGAGUCAUGAGCUCAGUGGCCGGGGAGAUGCUCUUGUCUUUUUUCUCUUCUCUGACAUUUUGGAGGUAUGUAAAAAGAGGUCCAAAGCAGGAGGAUCUUUGAAGAGUCCAAAUACUGCCACAUUACGUAACACUAAACAUUUCAAGCAUGUACGGCUCAUUCCUUUAUCUGACAUAAAACGUGUCUUUGAUGUGCAGGAUAGAGAAGGAGUUACUGAAGAACCUGAAAAAUUGUUUGCCUUGAAGUGUCGUAGCAAUCAAGAGCUUAAAGAGAAACUUUAUUCCUUUGAACUUGUGGAUGAUGAUGUUGAUAAAUUGAACUUCCUACAGACACUCUGCAGGCAGCUGGCUAACACAGUGUGCAAAGCUGAUGCUGCUUAUUUUUUGUCACCUCUUGAAUAUGGAGAACUUGAUAUUGCAUCGAAUGAUGCAGCUUUUGGCACAUUGAGUAAAGCAUUCAAAUUGGCAUCAAGGACGCGGAUGAAAAUAGGGCGUACAUUCAGCUUCAACAAGACUCCGAGCAAGCUGAAAAGGGCUGUGUCAACCAUGAUGAGUCCAUUUGGAAGUACCACAAACCUUACACCCGCCUCACAGCUUGCUCAAAUGCGAUUGGCCUCUUGUACAAAUUUAAAUGAGCUUGGGUCACCUGCUGAACCUGAAGGUUUGAAACCACCUAUGUCAGUACAACCCAGACGAAAGCACAACAAAAGCUCUUCUUUGAGUAUGUCAUCAUUUCGAAGACUAUGAGUUAACUGCCAAAGUUCCCAAUUUGGUUGUGUUGUAUUGUAUUGUAUUGUAGUGCUUUAUUGGGCCUUAUUAUUUUAUUGUUGUUGCAAAUGACUAAUCUAAGAUUUUAUUCACUUCUUGCCUUCUGUUAAAAUGGCUCUGUAUAUUCAGAUCUGAAGCACAGUUUCAAACAAUGUGACUGAUUUAAAUAAAGAGAGGUGAGUGCCCUGAUGCUUUGGUUUGUGUAGUACUCGUGUUCAAGCAAAGUACCAAUUUAUGUUACUUCUCCAAUCAUCGAGAUGUUGAUGCUUUUUAAAGGGACUGCUUUGCAUUCUUCGAAAGUUUUAAGGCACUCUUCACUCUUUUCAAUUUCUAUGAAUUACUGCUGUAUUGUUUUUAAGUUCUUCUUGUGUAAAUAUUACUGAGCUUUCCGUCUAGUUAGUGUUUUCUUUGUACAUUAUCUGCAAUGUAUUAACAAACAAAAAAAAAAUGUUAGUAAUUAUGUGCUGAAUACCAUUGGUUUUUCCAUGGUACAUUUAAUUGUCUCUUCAGUUUAUUUGCCGCAUCUGAUUUUCUUAUCUUUGCCAUCUCUCAAAGAUGUUGCAUUGAGUGUGUCUGUGAUAAGAGUUGUGGCUGUGAAGCUUCAGUUCCACUCAUUUUGUGCAGUUCAUCCUCAGUGAUGGUGUCCUUGCGUCUCUCACUGAUAAUUUGUGCAUUGGAUAGAUCUGACAGGAAAAGUGAUCCUAAUUUUUCCCUUUUACUCAUUGUGAGAUGAAGGGAUAGUUUCUCUUCCUUGAGUUCAGUUCAGUUCAUUUAUUAGCCAAUAAAUGAAUCUACUGUUCACAGAGAUUAUAUUUAUAGGUGAGAUGUUAGUGUGUGUAUUGUGUGAUUCACAAGGCUCAUUAUCUGAUGAUUUUGGUAUUUGCAUUACAAAUUGUCUUCAAGAGGCCAAAUUUUAUCAAAUCUGGAUGGUUAAGAAUAAGAAAGUGUGUAUUAUGAAAUGCUUCAGUGUAGUGACAAUAUGAACAGUUUUGUGUUAUUCAAAAGCUAUUUGAAUCUGUUGGCCUAUUGAUAAUUUGUCAUAUCUUUUGGCAGCCUUUUGUACAAAGGAGUUGUAUACAUGUGCUGCUAGGUUUAGACUGAUAGUAAUGGAACCUGGACCUUAAACAUUUGGUUGUGCUAUGUAUCUUAACCUUGUGUGUAUGAACUUUCGAUGGAGGCAAGCGUAGUCUGCUUACUUCUCAGUUGUUGGUAGCUUGAUGCUUGCCUCAUUAAUCGUUAAAUAUUACUGUAAGACUGGUAUUGUUGGUCCAGUCCUUAUUUAAUUUGUUGAAAUUUGGAAAACUUAAACUCUCUUGCUGUAUUAUGUUGAUUCUCUACACCACAUAUUUUCUUGGAUGAUAACUUUUGAGCUUUUUGUUAAUUGGUUUAAAAUCAUCAGUGCUGUUUCUGUGUUUCCCACAAAUUUGUGGAAGAAAGUCUUUCACAUUUUGUAGCUUUGACGCUCUUGACUAAUGAUUGUGUCUUUCCAUGUCUAUUUUAAUGUUUCCUUUUGUCCACAGUUGCUUUUAAAAAUUCAUAAAUUCUAUGUGUUUUAAUAUUACUGUAUUAUUGUUUUGAGAGAAAAUGUCUUUAUUAAAUGCUUGACCUUUAUCAUCUUACCCAAAUAGACUUUUAAUUUAGAUUCUGUCAUCAAGGUUUCAUUCCACUGCAUGGAGAUUGGGCAGGGCAACAAUACGGGUGUAUAAAUUUCUGUUGUCAUUAUUUGAAAUCAUUAGUUGGAGUUCUAAUUUAGAAUCACCUGAAGUUCAUGUUAAUAAGGAAAAUAAAGCUAAAAUCAAAAGUGACAAUUGUUACUGGAUAGUAUCUAACUGUUGCAAAUUACCUUUUCCGAAGUGUCCAUCUGUCAAUCAGUCCCAACUGUAAUAAAAGCUCGGUGGUUGUAUAUUUUUGCAUGUUAUUGUAUAGUGAUUUAUAACUAUGUGUGUGUCACUCCCAAAAGCCCUAUGAAAAAGUCUUUGUUUUGAUAUUCAAAGUUGUAUUAUUUAUAUAUUAAAUUAUCCUAGUGAGGUAUUGUUUUAUUGUAUUCUGGGUUGAACUGAAUUGUGUUACACUUAUUCAAGGGAAGAUCUUCGGUACAUGUGUUUUCAUAUCAAGCCAAGUUCGCUUGCCAAAGAAUUUAUAUCAGUUAAAAUCAAAAAGUAUUUAUAAAUUGUAUUGUUCAGUAUUGGAUAGGUAAUUUUAUUUUUGUGUACAUGAUAAACAUAUAAUAAUUAGUAAUUAAAAAUUGGGUGCUUUAAAAUUCAGCUCAACUCAGACAUUGUGUCACUCAUUCAAAUUUGUAUAUUUUGGUCCAACCUCUUCCUUGGGAUGACAUACUUAUCAAAUUUGUUACCAAAUGUCAAAUAUUUAUAGUAACUAAUUUUCUGACUGUGUGUGCUGUGUCUGCUUUGUCGAGAUCUCUUUCUUGAUUUGACAAGUCUUGCCUGCUUUAUCAAAUUCCCCUCUCAACAUGUGUAAGAUAGUGGUUUAAUAGGUUAAUAGUAGUAAAGGUAAUUAUUUUCCUCCUAUUUAUUUUGGGGUAUAAAGAUUUCCCUAAACUUCUGCUAUAGAACCUCAGAUAAGGAAUUCUUUGACUGUUCACAGUAAGACUAGAUUGUAAAGGUGUGUAGAAAAUUAGUUUGUACUUACUGUGGUACAUAAGUCUUCUUUGAAUCUACACCAUUAUUUGAUGGCAUUUGUUCUGGCCUUAGUUUAACUGUGGUAGUUUUACCCUCUGAUAUGCUGUUAGUUAAACCCAAACCCUUGCCCAUAGAAGGUUAUUACCUGUCUAGAUGCGGUUUCCCCAUAAGCAUCACUUUCGCUUUUGCCCCUCUUUCUUUCCGAGAUGUUUGUUUGUUUGUGCUCUACCAGAGCAAGGUAAAAAGAAUCUGAAUUUAUUAUGUGUAAUAUGUGACUGUUAAAAGUAAUCCGAGAGUAUUAAUAAAAUCCUAAGAAACUAA
Molecule: messenger RNA, 6285 nt
Organism: Thrips palmi
Lineage: Eukaryota; Metazoa; Arthropoda; Insecta; Thysanoptera; Thripidae
Product: protein ECT2-like
Exons: 14
Coding region: 257-3304 (1015 amino acids)
Biological process (GO): intracellular signal transduction; nervous system development; activation of GTPase activity
Cellular component (GO): cell cortex; nucleus
Molecular function (GO): guanyl-nucleotide exchange factor activity; GTPase activator activity
Source: RefSeq, a predicted model, not a curated record